AUGGCCGCCAACAAGGAAUUCACGCUCCAGGAGAUCGCCGAGCACAACACCAAGAAGGAUCUCUACCUCAUCGUCCACGACAAGGUCUACGACUGCACCUCCUUCGUCGACGAGCACCCCGGUGGUGAAGAAGUCCUCCUCGACGUCGGCGGCCAGGACAGCACAGAGGCCUUCGAGGAUGUCGGCCACAGCGACGAGGCCCGCGAGAUCCUCGACGGUCUGCUCAUCGGUACCGUGAAGCGCGUGCCCGGUGACCCUGCCCCCCGCCCCAAGCCUACCAGCUCCUCUUCCGCUCCCUCCAGCGCCGCCGCCUCGUCCAACGGCUUCGGCGUGUACGCCAUCCUGGUCGUCGGUGCCGCUAUCGCCUACGGUGCCUACCAGUACCUCCAGGCCGGUGCUCAGCAGCAGUAG
Molecule: messenger RNA, 411 nt
Organism: Aspergillus clavatus NRRL 1
Lineage: Eukaryota; Fungi; Ascomycota; Eurotiomycetes; Eurotiales; Aspergillaceae
Product: cytochrome b5-like heme/steroid binding domain-containing protein
Exons: 3
Coding region: 1-411 (136 amino acids)
Biological process (GO): sterol biosynthetic process
Cellular component (GO): endoplasmic reticulum membrane; intracellular membrane-bounded organelle
Molecular function (GO): heme binding
Source: RefSeq, a predicted model, not a curated record